Molecule: messenger RNA, 1308 nt
Organism: Effrenium voratum
Lineage: Eukaryota; Dinophyceae; Suessiales; Symbiodiniaceae
Source: the annotation of a GenBank genome assembly
AUGGGAUUCUUCAAGCUGGGACGGCUGGAGCGUGGCAAAACAGAGUCCAAAGCUGACAAAAAGGACGGCGAACCGCUGUUGGAGGGGCAGUACGAUGGCGAACGUAAGAAGCGUGAGCCAGAAGGCACCUCCAUGGCGGCCAGACCAGCCGAGGGGGGCCGGUCCGCUGCACGUGUGCAGGCUGGAUUGUCUGUGAAUGACUACAUCAGCAAGACCAAAAGCCAGCAGCGACAGGGCCUAAAGCCUUCAGGGCCUGAGCUCAUUGCGUAUGCUCGAUAUCUGGGCAUCGAUCCCGUGGCAGACCAUGACCUUCUAUGGAUUGCCCAUGAGGCAUUGGAAGCACCGCUGCCGUCAGAUUGGACGGAACAUUUUGACAGCAGCGAUCGGGUUUUCUACUACAAUGCCUCCACACGGCAUAGCUCGUGGACGCAUCCGCUGGAGCAAGUGUACAGGGAUACCUACAAGACCAUUGUGGGGCUCCGCAACUCCACCAUGCCACAGGACCGGGCUGAUGCCUUGGCCAAGUUGCAGGCAGAGGUCCGACAGAUGGACCAGGACACCCACAGAGAAGUCGCCAAAUGGUCAGAGCACCAGGAUGAGCAGGGGCACCGCUUUUUCUUCAACAAAGAGGAGAGGCUCAGUACUUGGACGGAUCCUCGACCUGCGAAGAUGCAGGUCUUGUACCUGAAAAUGAAGAUGCUUAGAUUGCUGCUGCUGUCCAGCAGUGCGGGAACCGGAGUCGGGGACACCAAAGACGCGAGAGAGCGGGAUGUACCUCGAGGUGGCAUCUUUGGUGGGGAGAGAAUGGAGAAGGUUGAGAAACCGGACAAAAGAGAAAAAGGUUCAGACGAUGCACCUAUGGCAAAGCCAAGGACAAGCACGGACAAAAGAACCAGUGGCGCCGCGGAUGAGAUCAUUGACCUGUCCAAAGACGGCUUAGAUGACAAGAACUCACCAAGGACAUCAGAGCAGUCAGCCAAUGCGAGUGACUCUGACAGUGAGGAUAAGAAGAAAAAGAAGAAGAAAAAAAAGAAGGAGAAAAAGAAGAAGACUGAGAAGGUUCUCAAGGAGGAGAAGCUCGCGGCCUCAUCUCCUGACCUCAUGGGCGCGAGGCCGCCAGCAACUUCCAGUGCUGCCAACCUACAAAUGUCCAAUUCAGAGGACGGUGGAGGCUUUGGAGACGGGGAGGCAUUGGGCAAGGGCCAUGUGAAGAUCAAGGCCGGCAUUCGCCUAGAGCCUUUGAGCGCACUGGGAGGAAGCUCCUCGGAACGUGGGCUAGAUGUCCGGUUGACUGGAAGCCGCGGCUGA